CUGAAAUGUAUACAGUUUUGAAAUCAUAUUUCUUGUUCUAUCCAAACAAUGAUUCAUCCUUCUAGUGAAGCUGUGGCUUGCCUCUGCAUGUUUUGCAAUGCUGGCUGGCUUCAUAAUAGCUUAACUGCGUGCUGUGACUCCUACCAGAUUUCUCGGCAAACAUCUGAGCGAGGAGCAGGCUAAUUCUUUAAACAAUGGCAUUCGUUUUUAGACAAUUCUUCCUGGUAGCUGCAGAUUUAAUGCUUGCCUUGGUCCUCUCCUGCUUCCUUUAUGCUUUCGUGUGCAUCUGCACAGCAUUCCUCACCUGCUUUGUCAUCGUUUUCUCCUUGGGGAUUGUGAAGAAAAUGGAGAGAAAUAUUGACAUAAAAGGGAGAGCCGAUGUGAUUCUAGUGUCCAACAGCUCCAUCGGACGGACGUUUGCCAGGAACCUGGACAAGGCAGGUUUCAGAGUGUCUGCUGCAUGCUGGCCACCUGAAAGAAAGUGGGCAAAGGUUCUGAAGGAGGAGUAUUCUCCAGACAUGAAGCUGGCACAACUCCCUAUAACUGAGGACGAGUAUAAGAUGACAAUGAAAACCUUGAUAGAAAAGCACUUAUCUCUGAAAGGCAUGUAUGGGCUGAUGAAGAAGCCUUCGGUCCUGAUGUGGGAAGAACAGGAGCCAGACACAAACAGAUUCUCUGAGGGAAAAACUUCUUAUAAAUGGAAGGAUGUUUGCAUAACUCCCGCCUUCCUAAUGGCACUUCUCUUUCUCCCUGUGAACUAUGCAGUGACUUUUGCAAAGAAGAAAAGCCAGCAGUUACUUACUAGCCUGCUGAAAUCCAAAAACUGACAGUACAGAAGGGAACUUGUGGAAUGACUCAAUGGAUUAAUAAUGCCAUAGUG
Messenger RNA from Chelonoidis abingdonii (Abingdon island giant tortoise), 880 nucleotides. RefSeq lists its product as uncharacterized. NCBI's taxonomy places the organism in Eukaryota, Metazoa, Chordata, Testudines, Testudinidae. The record is from RefSeq and is a predicted model, not a curated record.